Messenger RNA from Pseudogymnoascus destructans, 348 nucleotides. RefSeq lists its product as uncharacterized. NCBI's taxonomy places the organism in Eukaryota, Fungi, Ascomycota, Leotiomycetes, Thelebolales, Thelebolaceae. The coding region runs from base 1 to 348 and encodes 115 amino acids. The transcript has a single exon. The record is from RefSeq and is a predicted model, not a curated record.
AUGAACGUAAUCAACCCUCGUUAUCCCUACCCACUCUCACGGCCGCUUCUCGAGCCUCGUUACCCUUCAUCCCGCUCUCUCGAACCCUACAUGGGCAGUCGUUAUGGCUUAGAGCCAGUUCUUCCCAGAAGCCGUGCCUACGUCAACUGUGCCUGCGGCGCUGCCAUCUCACCUCUAGGCAACCAUCUGUGCCGGACAUGCGUCCUCACAACGCAUGCAGCAAACCAAGUCCUCAAUAUUCGCGGCGGUGACCACUGCGAUUGCCCAGCGUGCGAUCUCGCAGGUCUCGACGACGACCGGGAAAUCCGGGAUGUUAUGGGUGGCCGAGGCUACUAUAGCGGGGGGUAG